AUGCCACAGCUAUUCCGGCGAUUUUCAAGUAAGAAAUCUUCAGAUAUUCAGAUUGUUAGUCAUUCUAAAGGUAAGUCACAAGGUAAACGUGAGAAUAGACAACGAGCUGACUCGGAUUCUUCUGAAAAUGGAUUGGAUAGCUUUAAAGAGAUUAAGUGUCCUUGUUGUGGUACCCUUUUGCAAUUCCCCAGUGAUGUAAAAAGGUUGAAAUGCGCCGUUUGCCAAGUGACAACUGUGGUUCCUAUGAAAGGUGAUUCAAGAGUGAGUUCUUCUGGUAAAUCAAAUAUUACUAUUUCAUUUUCUGAACUGCAAACGAUUGUGGAUAAGUGUUGUGCUAAAAGAGCCAAGAUGAAGGCCGCCACGAAGGAAGAAUUGUGUGCGAUUUAUGAUCCAGUAGCCGCGUACCUUAAUGAAGGAUUUCAUGACAUAGAUAUAUUAAACAAUUCUUUUAAAACUUCUCAUAGAAGGCAAUUAAUUGAUUAUUAUGAAUUGAUGAACUUUUAUCAAUUAGUUAUGGAAUUACCUACAAGAAAUCCAUUUUAUAGGAUGUUAUGUGCAUCUAAUGACCUGUUAAAAAACCCACCUUACACAGGUGGCGAUGUCCGUUGGAUAUUGAUAAUAUGGGCUAAUCCAAGCAUUAAGAGAAGUCUUGUCGGUCAGAAGAAAAAUGGGUACGAUGCCCCCAAAAUACUUGCUGUGGCCUAUGAAUUGACGAAAAGAUGUAUUGGUUAUUUGGCAAAUAUAGAAUCACAAGCUCAAUAUGGGAAGUUGAUGAAACAUUUGAAGUAUAUUAGCUUGAAUGAAUUUCAAUCUCAAGUGGAACUUCUGAAUAUAUAUAUCACGUUCCAAUUUUCCCGAAUCCUAUACCGGGAUUUAAAGGCCUCUGUUAAUCCACAUAAAAGAACUUUGGUAGAUAAUUCUCCACUAGUACAGCCCUCACCUACUGGUAGCGAACUUUUGUCGAACGAGGAUAAGAAUGAUUCGUUAAAUUUGAAACAUGGAAAACCCGCUGUGGUGCAGGACUUCAAAUUCAAACCAUACGAAUAUGAAUUGGAUUGGCACAUUAGAUGUGCUGCCAAAUUGAUGCAAACUAUGAAUAAGGUAAAUGACAAACGUUACACGAUCACCAAAACUACUAAUUUGUCAAGUUUAGAAUUUUACAACGUAAUGCUAGAUUUUAUAGAUUACAGACAGGAUUUUGAGAAUUGGAGAACAGAUAAUAAAAAAUCAAGUAAAGAAACCCCCGUUACACUUACUGAUUUCCCCGGUAUGCCAAUGAGAAGAUUUACACUCUGCAGCUAUCCAUUUCUUCUUUCCUUGGGAGUUAAGAUAUCCAUUAUGGAGCACGAGGUUAGGCGUAUUAUGGAGUAUGAGGCAGAAAAUGCAUUUUUAACAUCUCUGGAUAAAGGUAAAGCAGUUUCCGUAUAUUUUAAAAUUAGAGUGCGUAGAUCAAACAUCACUAACGAUUCUCUAAGGUCAAUUGAGAAUCAUCAAAGGGAUUUGAUGAAAUCGCUAAGGGUUGAAUUCGUCAAUGAACCUGGUGUGGAUGCAGGUGGGUUGCGUAAAGAGUGGUUUUUGUUAUUGACCCGAUCAUUGUUUAACCCAUUGAACGGAUUGUUUAGCUAUGUGGAGGAAAGCAGAUUAUCAUGGUUUGCGAUUAUUCCCAUAAGAAGCGGUUCACAAGAUGGUUGCCCUGACCACAGCCAAUUGUACUAUCUGUUUGGCAUUGUCAUUGGGUUAGCGAUUUUCAACAGUACAAUUCUGGAUUUGGAAUUUCCAAGAGCUUUUUACAAGAAACUGUGCGGUGAACUGCUGAAUUUUGAUGACUACAUGCAGUUGUAUCCUGAAACAGGUCAAAACUUGAUCAAAAUGCUAGAUUAUAAUAAGGAAGAUUUCACCGAUGUAUUUGCAUUGACUUUUGAAGCUACUUAUGAAGACAGGAGCAAAGAACUUUUAGGUCACAAGCCAUGUAUUGUUUCGGUUGAAUUAUGCCGUAAUGGUAGGUAUAGAAAGGUUACGCAGGAAAACAAAUACGAAUUUGUUCAAUUGUGGCAAGAUUUUUUCAUGAAUAAAUCGGUAGAGGCGCAAUUUAAGCAAUUUGCGAGUGGAUUUCGUCAGGUCUUUGUCCUGUGUGAAUCUAUCAGAUUAUUUAAUCAUGAAGAAUUGGCAAGAUUGAUUUGUGGAAAUAGGGAGAAAAACUGCUUUGAAUUUCAAAUGUUGAGGUCGGUGACUAGAUAUGUUGGCGGGUUCAAUGAUAAAUCUAGGGUAGUAGUUUGGUUUUGGGAAAUCCUGCAAGGGUGGGAUUUCCGGUUACAGCGGAAAUUGUUGCAGUUCGCGACUGGAUCUGAUCGUGUCCCGCCGGGUGGGAUGUCAACUCUGCCUUUCAAAAUAUCAAGGUUAGGUUCGAAGGAUAGUGAUAAAUUACCGUUGGCACACACUUGUUUUAACGAAGUAUGUUUAUGGGAAUAUUCUUCAAAAGAGAAAUUAGAGCAAAAAUUGUGGUGGGCGGUGACUCAAUCGGAAGGUUAUGGUUUUAAAUAA
Molecule: messenger RNA, 2541 nt
Organism: Zygosaccharomyces rouxii
Lineage: Eukaryota; Fungi; Ascomycota; Saccharomycetes; Saccharomycetales; Saccharomycetaceae
Gene: HUL4
Product: putative E3 ubiquitin-protein ligase HUL4
Exons: 1
Coding region: 1-2541 (846 amino acids)
Biological process (GO): positive regulation of protein catabolic process; protein polyubiquitination; proteasome-mediated ubiquitin-dependent protein catabolic process
Molecular function (GO): ubiquitin-protein transferase activity
Source: RefSeq, a predicted model, not a curated record